GAUGAGAGAUGGCAAUAGAAAACAAACCUGGGGACGAAUUUCACACCGUUUUCGGUCAAAAUGACUCCUUAGAGCUGUCCUCUCAACACGAUUAUGAGACUAAACAAGCUCGGAUUUUUAAGAUAAUAGUGAUAGGAGACUCAAAUGUGGGGAAGACGUGUUUGACUUACAGAUUCUGCGGGGGCACUUUCCUGAAAAACCCGGAGGCAACGAUCGGGGUCGAUUUCAGAGAGAGGACGCUGGAGCUCGAUGGGGAGAGUAUCAAGCUGCAGAUCUGGGACACGGCAGGUCAGGAGCGUUUCCGGAAGAGCAUGGUGGAGCACUACUACCGUAGCGUCCAUGCCGUCAUCUUCGUGUACGACGUGACCAGCCUCUCCUCCUUCGAGAGCAUCCCCGAGUGGAUCGAGGAGUGCAGCCGACACUGCGUGGGGCCCCUGGUGCCCCGCAUCAUGGUCGGCAACAAGUGCGACCUGAGGGACCGCCGGGUCGUCCCCACCUCGGCUGCGCAGUGUCUCGCUGACAGCUACAACUUCCCACUGUUUGAGACGUCGGCCAAGGAGCCUGCAGAGAAAGAACAUGUCGACGCCAUAUUUCUGACUUUGGCUUAUAGACUGAAGAGCCACAAACCGCUGAGACUGAAGCAGCCGAGCGAGAGCAACCUGAGGCAACUGUGGAGCCAGAGGGAGCAGGAAGCAGGAAUAUGUCAAUGCUGAGGUCACCCUCGCUCAGUAUGGAUGAUUCACAGCCUUCAGAAUCAAUAAUGGUGCUGAGGAAAGCAGCGUUUCUUUGCAACGCUGAGACUGAAAUCAGAAAGGUGAAAUUCAGAAGGUAGAAAAUAGAGAAGUGUACCAUGGUUUUACAUUUUCCCUGCCUGAUGCAAGGCACAGCUUGUGACAGUAUGGGCCUUUAAGUUUGCACAAUAUUAAAUCAACAUUUCAAUGAAAUGCAUGAAUGAAAAUGGAGGUAUGCCAAACAUUUGUAGCCUAAAUUGCACAUAAAAUCACUUUGUGGAAAAAAAAAACAAAAAAACAACAGAGCAUUGCAGAAUGCACUUUAAUGCGUAGACAAAUUAUAUGCAAUCAGCCGUCUAGUAGCACUCCAACAUAUCUACAGUAUUCAAAACAUACAGUGAAUUAUGGAACGAAUUAGAUUUCAGUGUACGUAGAGGGACCAAAAAGGUUAACUGAAACUGUGAAUAAAAAAGUGCAAUCAUUUUCUUUGAGUUAUGUUUUAAAGUGAUAUUUCAGUUCUUAAAAAAUGUCAAAUGCAGACUGAGUUUUGUUGCUGUUGCUGAACGUGUAUUUCUCAAAUAUUAAUACGAACAUAACCAGCUUUGUGUCAGCUCAUUCGCCUACACAUUUCUUUGGAGAGAGCUCACCAGUGAAAAAAAUGUCUUCUGGGACAAAAUGCAAAUCUACAUAUUUCACUUGAAAACAAUGAGUGAAGACAUGCUGCUCAGCUGCGUUUGAAAAUUGUAAUGCUGGAAGGUACUGAUGGUAUGAUAUAAAGUCACAACUGACUGAUUUUGCAUGUGUACAGUAAUGCAAACACUUUUCAACAGUAUGGAGAUUUGUGAGAAUGUUGUGCUGCAAAUCAAUAAAAGUGGUU
Plectropomus leopardus (leopard coralgrouper) is the source of this 1608-nucleotide messenger RNA. Its product is annotated as ras-related protein Rab-33B. Lineage: Eukaryota; Metazoa; Chordata; Actinopteri; Perciformes; Serranidae. Gene Ontology annotation, biological process: Rab protein signal transduction. Gene Ontology annotation, molecular function: GTP binding; GTPase activity. The record is from RefSeq and is a predicted model, not a curated record.